Messenger RNA from Chaetomium globosum CBS 148.51, 1872 nucleotides. RefSeq lists its product as uncharacterized. Gene Ontology annotation, biological process: L-arabinose metabolic process; polysaccharide catabolic process. NCBI's taxonomy places the organism in Eukaryota, Fungi, Ascomycota, Sordariomycetes, Sordariales, Chaetomiaceae. The record is from RefSeq and is a predicted model, not a curated record. The transcript is spliced from 11 exons. Gene Ontology annotation, molecular function: alpha-L-arabinofuranosidase activity. Bases 1 to 1872 code for a protein of 623 amino acids.
AUGGCCACUUUCACAAGAAUAGAUGAGGGGGAGACCCCCUCUAUCACCAUUCACCCCUCCCACAAGAUCGCUCAGAUCGACAACAACAUCUAUGGCGGCUUCACAGAGCACAUGGGAAGAUGCAUCUACGGCGGCAUCUACGACCCCGGCAACCCCCUGUCGGACGAGAAUGGGUUCCGGAAGGAUGUCAUCGAGGCGCUUAAGGAGCUGAAUGUCCCCGUGGUACGGUACCCAGGAGGAAACUUCUGUGCCACGUACAAUUGGCUUGAUGGCGUUGGCCCCAAGGAAAACCGGCCUGCGAGACCAGAGCUGGCGUGGAUCGGUACUGAGACCAACGAGUUUGGCACGGACGAGUUCAUGAAAUGCGCAGCUCUCGGGUGGCUUGAGUACUGCAACUCGGACCGCAACACAUACUACGCCAACAUGCGGCGGAAGAAUGGCCGCGAGAAGCCAUACAACGUCAAAUACUGGGCACUAGGAAACGAAUGCUGGGGCGCAUGGCAGGUCGAGCAGAUGACAAAGGAAGACUACGCCAAGAAGGCAUACCAGUGGGCCAAGGCACUCAAACUGCUUGACCCCAGCAUCACCCUCAUCUUGUGCGGCGAGACGGGCCACUCCUCGUGGGACUACUACGUGCUCAAGGAGUGCGUAAAGUGGGACGUCCACGGCCUGGGCACCGAGAGCACCACCAAAUCCCUCAUCGACAUGCACAGCAUCCACAUCUACACAGCCGCCAAGGAGCACCUCCCCAACGCAACCGCCCCCCGGUCCGGCGAGCACGCCAUCAAGAUGGCCUCGUCCCUCAUCGACCUCGCCCGCAUCGAGAACAAGGUGCCCGAGACAGUGCCCAAGCAAAAGAUCUGCUUCGACGAGUGGAACGUGUGGGACCCGGUGCGGGCGCCCGGGGAGCAGGGGGCCGAGGAGCAGUACACGCUGUCGGAUGCGCUGGCGGUGGCCGUGUGGCUCAACGGCUUCGUCAGGCAGGCCAAGGACGUCGGCAUGGCCAACAUCGCGCAGUCGGUCAACGUCAUCUCCCCGCUCAUGACCACCAAGGACGGCCUCGUCAAGCAGACCAUCUGGUGGCCGCUGCUGCUGUUCAGCAAGUACAUGCGCGGCCACACCAUUGCGCUCAACGUCCGCGCCCCCGAGUACGCGGGCCAGACCAAGCCGCGGUGGAUUCGGGCGGCCAUUGAGACCCCGUAUCUGGACUGCAGUGCGACGGUGGGCGACGACGGGUUUCUGAACCUCGCUGUGGCGAACUUGCACGAGGAGAGUGACUACGAGGUCGAGCUGGACGGUCUGAAGGCGGACAAGGUUGCGGUGUACGUCGUUGGUGGGGAGAAUGUCAGUGUUACGAACACCGAUGGGGCGCAGAGUCAACUUAGCAUUCGUCGAGAGAACAUCGAUACAGUCAUGGAUCACAACCAGGAACCCGCGCUCACCGACAUAGUGGCGGGCCUUCAUGACGACUUCCACUACCACCGCGAAAUGGACCCACGGAGCCCCAUGCCGCCUGCUGAACUUCCAACGAACACUGGAACCUCCACCACCGAAACCCGCAUGGUCGACUUGGGAAUGGAAGAAGUUGACUACGACCCAUGGGAGAUGGAGAGCGAUGCAUACUUCAGGCCCACGGACAACGACGAGGUACCUGCUGAGGAAUAUCCUGACGCCUGCGUCGACGCUAUCGACAUCAGCUACCCCCGAAUAGUAAACCUGGACCAGGAGCCCAAAAACUUCUAUUUCAGGCCAGGUGACCUCGACAGACGGUUGAAGCUCCUACCUCCUUACAACUUCGGCUUGAUCUACGACCGGUUCUUGGCCGGUUCCAUCACAGACUGGCCCAAGUUCAUGCGCCGGUCAUUCCAGUAA